Messenger RNA from Octodon degus (degu), 2944 nucleotides. RefSeq names its product nuclear receptor subfamily 4 group A member 3 (gene Nr4a3). Bases 723 to 2612 code for a protein of 629 amino acids. Gene Ontology annotation, cellular component: transcription regulator complex; nucleus. The record is from RefSeq and is a predicted model, not a curated record. The transcript is spliced from 8 exons. Gene Ontology annotation, molecular function: zinc ion binding; RNA polymerase II cis-regulatory region sequence-specific DNA binding; nuclear glucocorticoid receptor binding. Gene Ontology annotation, biological process: cellular response to corticotropin-releasing hormone stimulus; regulation of transcription by RNA polymerase II. NCBI's taxonomy places the organism in Eukaryota, Metazoa, Chordata, Mammalia, Rodentia, Octodontidae.
UCCUGUGGCAUAAAUGACGUGCCGAGAGAGCGAGCGAACGCGCAGCCGGGAGAGCGGAGUCUCCUGCCUCCCGCCCCCCACCCUUCUAGCUCCCGCUCCUCCUCCGCUGCCCGUACACAGACGCGCUCACACCCGCUCCCUCACUCGCACACGCAGACACGCGCGCACACACGCUGCCCUCUCCCCGCGCUCACACCCCUCCUGCCCUGCGCCCUCGCCGGUGCAGCGCCGCGCCGCAGCCGGACGCCCCUCCUGGGCUCACUGGGCGACGCUGACAGCGCAGGCGGUGGCCGUGGAGGUGGGAGAAGCGGCGGCAUCCUCCCCCCUGGCGGUGGCCGGAGCCAGGACGCCGGCAGAACCUCUCGGCGGCGCUCUCCCAUGAGUCGGGACCGCAGCAUCCCAGGCCAGCAGCUCACCGCCUCCGGGAGCCGCUGGGCUUGUCCACCGCAGCCCGUCCGGGACAGCAGCUGUGACUACCCCCCUGUGCAGAUUUCGGGGCAUCUCUCUAGAAACUCGUUCUAAAGACGGAACCGCCACAGCAUUCAAAGCCCACUGCGGGAGAGCGCAGCCCGGCAAGCCCGGGCCCUGAGUCUGAACACUCAGUAGAGCCAGGCAGCACCGCCGAAGCUUUGCCUCGCCGGUCGUCCCCGCCUUCUACGCUCUCAGCCUCUGCUGGAGAGACCCCCAGCCCCACCAUUCAGCGCGCAAGAUACCCUCCAGAUAUGCCCUGUGUGCAAGCCCAGUAUAGCCCUUCGCCUCCAGGGUCCAGUUAUGCAGCACAGACCUAUGGCUCGGAAUACAGCACGGAGAUCAUGAAUCCCGAUUAUGCCAAACUGACCAUGGACCUCGGCAGCACAGAGAUCACGGCCACAGCCACGACGUCCCUGCCCAGCUUCAGUACCUUCAUGGAGGGCUACACAAGCAGCUACGAAAUCAAGCCCUCCUGCGUGUACCAAAUGCAGCCCUCUGGGCCACGGCCUUUGAUCAAGAUGGAAGAGGGUCGAGCACCUGGCUACCACCAUCACCACCAUCACCACCACCACCACCACCACCAUCACCAGCAGCAGCAGCCAUCCAUUCCCACGCCCUCUGGCCCGGAGGACGAGGUGCUGCCCAGCACGUCCAUGUACUUCAAGCAGUCCCCGCCAUCCACCCCCACCACGCCUGGCUUCCCCCCGCAGGCAGGGACGCUGUGGGACGACGCGCUGACCCCCUCGGCUCCUGGCUGCGUGGCCCCCGGCCCGCUGCUGGACCCGCCCAUGAAGACGGUGCCCACGGUGGCCAGUCCGCGCUUCCCACUCUUCGACUUCAAACCCUCGCCACCGCAUCCACCCGCACCCAGCCCUGCUAGCAGCAGCCACCACCUUGGCUACAACCCGACGGCCGCUGCCGCGCUCACCCUCCCCCUGGGAACCGUGGCCGCCGCGGGAAGCCAGGCUGGCGCGCUCGAGGGCCACCCGUUCAGCCUGCUGGGCAAGCGGGCGGCCCCGCUGCCUUUCACGCCCAUCGGCCUCACGGCGUCCCCUACUGCCUCCAGCCUGCUGGGCGAGAGUCCCAGCCUGCCGUCACCGCCUAACAGGAGCUCCUCUUCAGGAGAGGGCACGUGCGCAGUGUGUGGGGACAACGCCGCCUGCCAGCACUAUGGGGUGCGCACCUGUGAGGGCUGCAAAGGCUUCUUCAAGAGAACAGUGCAGAAAAAUGCAAAAUAUGUUUGCCUGGCAAAUAAAAACUGCCCAGUAGACAAGAGACGUCGAAACCGAUGUCAGUACUGUCGAUUUCAGAAGUGUCUCAGUGUCGGGAUGGUUAAAGAAGUUGUACGUACAGAUAGUCUAAAAGGGAGGAGAGGCCGGCUGCCUUCCAAACCAAAGAGCCCAUUACAUCAGGAACCUUCUCAGCCCUCUCCACCUUCUCCUCCAAUCUGUAUGAUGAAUGCCCUUGUCCGAGCUUUAACAGAUUCAACACCGAGAGAUCUGGAUUAUUCCAGAUACUGUCCCACUGACCAGGCUGCUGCAGGCACAGACGCUGAGCAUGUGCAACAGUUCUACAACCUCCUGACGGCCUCCAUUGAUGUAUCCAGAAGCUGGGCAGAAAAGAUUCCGGGUUUUACUGAUCUCCCCAAAGAAGAUCAGACAUUACUUAUUGAAUCAGCCUUUUUGGAGCUGUUUGUUCUCAGACUUUCCAUCAGGUCAAACACUGCUGAAGAUAAGUUUGUGUUCUGCAAUGGACUUGUCCUGCAUCGACUUCAGUGCCUUCGUGGAUUUGGGGAGUGGCUCGACUCCAUUAAAGACUUUUCCUUAAAUUUGAAGAGCCUGAACCUUGAUAUCCAAGCCUUAGCCUGCCUGUCAGCACUGAGCAUGAUCACAGAACGACAUGGGUUAAAAGAACCAAAGAGAGUGGAGGAGCUAUGCAACAAGAUCACAAGCAGCUUAAAAGACCAUCAGAGUAAAGGACAGGCCCUGGAGCCCACCGAGCCCAAGGUCCUAGGUGCACUGGGAGAACUGAGGAAGAUCUGCACCUUGGGCCUCCAGCGCAUCUUCUACCUAAAGCUGGAAGACUUGGUGUCUCCACCUUCCAUCAUUGACAAGCUCUUCUUGGAUACCCUACCUUUCUAAGCAGGAACAAGCUAAGCAGGAAGGCCACCUCAUCUGCUAGCUCCCACGUGUGCAGAAAAGGAUGGGGCUGGACACCUACCAUUGUUCUAUCCUUCCUUCAGAGGAAAAAAAACAAAACAAAACAAAAAAAACAGCUCCUAUAGAAAACAAAGACAUUUUCCUGGAAUCUUUCCUGACAACUUAAAAGCAGAAAACUUACAGAGUAUUGUGUUGGAGUUGUGUUUUCUAUUUAGGCUUUGGAGGGUGGGAUGGGAAGGGUUAUAUAGUUCAUGAGGGUUUUCUAAGAAAUUGCUAACAAAGCACUUUUGGACGAUGCUAUCCCAGCAGGAAAA